Messenger RNA from Ylistrum balloti, 879 nucleotides. RefSeq lists its product as uncharacterized. Bases 1 to 879 code for a protein of 292 amino acids. Gene Ontology annotation, molecular function: ATP binding; protein serine/threonine kinase activity. The record is from RefSeq and is a predicted model, not a curated record. Gene Ontology annotation, biological process: protein phosphorylation. The transcript has a single exon. NCBI's taxonomy places the organism in Eukaryota, Metazoa, Mollusca, Bivalvia, Pectinida, Pectinidae.
AUGGGUAACUCUCUUGACUCCGUGUUCGAAAAUGAAACCUGGUUCUCUGAUGGUGGUCCAUGUGCUGUAUUUGAUAUAACACCGUUCGCUUCUGGUCAGCGGCUCGUGGCCUUCAAGGGUGUUAUAACACAACCAAUGGCACGCAGUCACGUGAUUAAAGUAUUCAGAGAGAAAACAGGACAUGCUUGGGAUUCGUCGUAUCGACGCUGUUUAAGUUACCUGGAAAGUAGAAAUAUGACCCAGAAAUAUCUAGAAGAUUUCGGUGAAAAUAUGUUAAGUUUCCUCGACCUUCGCUCGGCGGAAAUGGACAGAGUAUCGCUGUUUACAAGUCAAAUCCUUACCAGUGACAAAUGCCAUAAACGCCGUCUUUGUGAAGAUGACGUUGUAGUUUUUGAGCAGGAUCUCGGUAAAAACUUUAAAACUUUCAUAGAACGUGAUGGAACCGUGAGCAGUAACUGUUGCGGAAAACUUCAGGAGUUUGUUCAUUUCGUUUACAACGAGUCAAAAGGGCAAGAAAUUGUGACAGGUUUAAAAGGAGUAAGAGUAGGUCAGAACUUCAAACUUACGUCACCAUCCAUGAAUUCUGUAAGUAAAAAAUACGGACCAGAUGACUUUGGGGAAGAGGCAAUGCUUAACUUCUUUGACAGCCAUACAUGUACCGACGUCUGCGCACAGUGGCCAAAACCUAUAAUUCUACAUCCGUUUCCUUGUUUAGAGACAUUCAACAAAACACAUGAUGAAGUGACAGCUACUACAGAUAACGGGAUGUUCAACGGUGACAUGCCGCCUGAGUACAAUCCAAAAUGGCGGAUUGAUUUUGAGAAUUCGUUUUGCAGACAAGAACCAUCCGCGCCCCCAGCCUAUGAUAAUGUUACAUGA